ACUGGCAAACCAAAUUCACGGGGGCGGCUUUUUGGUUCUUUCUACUUCAAACCCUCUCACAUCAUUCACUAUAAUAACUCCCACUCUCUUCCAUUUCCUUCCUCCAUCACCCUCUCUCUCUCUCUCUCUCUCUCUCUCAGAAACUCUUCUCAUCAUCAGCUGGAAGAUCGAUAUAUAUAUGAUGAUGAAAUCCCAAGAAGAAGUUGUGGGGUAUAAGGAUCUUACGCAAAUAAUCAAAGGCAAACGCACCAAGCGGCAAAGGCUGCCGUCGCCGCUCCGGCUAGCCAUGGCUUCCACCUCAUCCAGCGACGGUCCAACCACCUCCGCCGAAUUCACGGAGAGCACGGAAGAAGAGGAGGACAUGGCUAACUGUUUGAUUCUCUUGGCUCAAGGCCGCCACGCCAGCAAACUCUCCGACCCGGCCACAACAACAACCAGCAAUAAGACCGCGGCAGUUGCGGUCGCGGUCGGAGCCGCGGGGUUAUACGCUUACCAGUGCAAGACGUGUAAUCGUUGCUUCCCUUCUUUCCAAGCCCUCGGCGGGCACAGAGCCAGUCACAAGAAACCCAAGGCUAAUAAUAUAACAGAAGAUCAGUCGAAGAUGAUCAAAACGUUGACGUUUGUGGAUGAUCAUGAUCAUCAAGUACACGAUGUUGAUCAUCAUCACUUCAACAACACCACCAGCACAACCCUUUCUUUGCAAAUCGCAAACACGAACAAAUCCAAAGUUCAUGAGUGUUCCAUUUGUGGUGCUGAAUUCUCGUCCGGACAAGCCUUGGGGGGGCAUAUGAGGCGGCACAGAACGUUUAUAAGCACUACUGCUUCUUCAUCAUCUCAAGAAGCCAAGAAAGAAAGAAAUAUUCUGCAAUUGGAUCUCAAUCUUCCAGCCCCAGAAGAUGAUCAUCAUCACCACAGAGAAUCCAAAUUUUCUUUCGCCUCUAAAGAACAAGUCCUCGUCUUCUCUGCCUCCCCUUUGGUGGAUUGCCAUUACUAGUCCUUUUUUUUAUUUUUUAUUUUAUUUUAUGGAUUCUUCAUAUCAAACCCACAACUAAAGUGAAGUAUUGACAUUAAUUUUAGCACUUA
This is a messenger RNA of Corylus avellana, 1083 nucleotides long. RefSeq names its product zinc finger protein ZAT5-like. NCBI's taxonomy places the organism in Eukaryota, Viridiplantae, Streptophyta, Magnoliopsida, Fagales, Betulaceae. The record is from RefSeq and is a predicted model, not a curated record.